Messenger RNA from Bipolaris maydis ATCC 48331, 199 nucleotides. NCBI's taxonomy places the organism in Eukaryota, Fungi, Ascomycota, Dothideomycetes, Pleosporales, Pleosporaceae. The record is from RefSeq and is a predicted model, not a curated record.
GCCCACCAUGAACGCUGCGUUGCGUUUACCAGUGCGCCCAAUGAAGAAAAGAAACCGAAGACGUUGGGGUAUCCAAUGUGGGAUAAUCGCCAGACGCCGAAAAUGCCGAAAAUGCCGUGAAGACCAGAUAGAGUCUGUAAUAAAAAGAACCGUAGUAAGAAAGUAACCAAUAAUGGCCGUGAUAUAUACACAAAGCCAU